This is a messenger RNA of Poecilia reticulata (guppy), 4101 nucleotides long. The record is from RefSeq and is a predicted model, not a curated record. NCBI's taxonomy places the organism in Eukaryota, Metazoa, Chordata, Actinopteri, Cyprinodontiformes, Poeciliidae.
UCUCGGGCUGCAGCUCCGCUCUCUCUCUGGAAGUUGCAGGCUGCUCUCUCUGUCUCUCUCUCUCUCCUCUCCGCUCCCUGACGGCUGGACUGAGGAAUUAUGAGCAGAGCUCUCCCCGCCUCUGACACCCUGUCUUGAAUCAUUCUGUUUCCCAACCGAACCGAACCGAACCGAGCCGAGGCGAGCAUGGAGACCGGACUCUGCAUCCUCCUGACUUUCCUCCUCCAGCAGAUCGCUGACGGCGGCGGCCAUGACGGCGGCGGCCAUGACGGCGGCGGCCAUGACGGCUGUGUGCCCGGCUUCCAGGUCAGAAACUACCAGCUGGUGUUGAGCGGACCGCUGCAGAAAGGCCAGCCGCUUCUACAAGUGGAGUUUGAUGACUGCGCGGGGAACGAGGACGUGUCGUUUGAAGUGUCUGACCCCAGCUUCCUCGUGGACGGAGACCUGAACCUGGUUCCCCGCCGGGUCGUGGAGUCCUGCGGGCCGGUGCUGCUGGUCCACGGCUUCGGAUCGCACGCAGACGACCGGGCGCAGGUGGACGUGUCCGGACUUCCUGUCCGGUCGGACAACACGCUCCCGGAGGUUCUGGGCCUCGGCCAGAAGCCACCGUACCGAUGGAAGAGAGCGCUCCUCGUCCCGCCGAUGAUCGUCACCGAGAACCAGAGGGCUCCGUUUCCCAGGCUCAUCGGCAAGGUAACAAACACCGGCACUCUUCUGCUGGACCCAACGGGACCCAACAGGACCCAACAGGACCCAACAGGACCCAACAGGACCAAACAGGACCCAACGGGACCCUACAGGACCCUAAAGGACCCUAAAGGACCCAAUGGGACCCUACAGGACCAAACAGUCCACCGGGCCAACCGGGUCCACUGGGCCAACUGGGCCAACCGGGUCCACCAUGUUCACCGGGCCAACGGGGUCAACUGGGCCAACUGGGUCCACCAGGUCAACUGGGCCAACUGGGCCAACCAGGUCCACCAGGCCAACGGGGUCAACUGGGCCAACCGGGUCCACCGGGCUAACCGGGUCCACCGGGUCCACCAGGAUAACUGGGCCAACCAGGUCAACUGGGCCAACUGGGUCCACCUGGUCAACUGGGCCAAACAGGUCCACUCGGGUCCUCUGGUCCCACCCGGUCCACCCGAUCUAACCCGGUCCAACCCGGGUCCUCCGGGCCAACCUGGUCCAACCCGGUCCAACCGGUCCAACCCGGUCCAACCUGGUCCAACCGCUGCCUCUGGCAGCACAGACAGAACCAAGGCAGCUGUGUUUGAUGUUCCUGUCAGUAUUUGCUCCAUCAUUCCUCCAUCACUGACUCAGGAACCUGAAGCUUCCUCACAGCUGGAGGUCUCCACCACAGACUUCUCUGGGAACGUGGUGGAGGGACCCGUCAUACUCGUCGUCACCGUCAUCGACCAAAACGACAACCGGCCCAUCUUCAAGGAGUCCCGCUACACCGGAGAGGUGCUGGAGGGAUCGCCCACAGGAACCACAGUGAUGACCAUGACGGCGUUUGACGCAGACGACCCCAACACCGACAACGCCGUGCUGCGCUACAACAUCGUCAGGCAGUCGCCGGACAAACCUUCGCCCAACAUGUUCUACAUCGACGCAGAGAAAGGCGACAUCGUCACCGUCAUUUCUCCGUCGUUACUGGACAGGGAGACUCUCCCAACCACGACGUAUGAAUUAGAGAUCGUGGCGAAGGACAUGGCAGGAAGUGAGGUGGGCCUAACAGGAACAGCCACGGCCACCAUCACCAUCACAGACAAGAACGACCACGGCCCAGAGUUCACCCAUCCCCUGUUUGAGGCUCGUGUGCACGAGGGCUCCCGAGGCGUCGUGGUCAACCUGACGGUGGACGACCGGGACGACCCGGCCACGGCCGCGUGGCGAGCCCUGUACUCCAUCAUCAGCGGAGACCCCAAGCAGAGCUUCGAGGUCCAAACCAACCCAGACAACAACGAAGGAAUGCUGUCAGUGGUCCAGCCUCUGGACUACGAGACCACGGCGUUCCACACGCUUCUCAUCAGGGUGGAGAACGAGGACCCUUUGGUUCCCGACGUUGGCUACGGUCCCAGCUCCACGGCAACCGUCCACGUCACAGUGGAGGACAUCAAUGAGGGACCCGUCUUCUUCCCGGACCCCCUGCUGGUCACCAGGAUGGAGAACGUCCCAGUGGGCAGCUUCGUGGCGUCACUCAACGCCUCAGACCCAGACAUACUGGAGGUUCAGAGCAUCAGAUAUGCGGUUCUGAGCGACCCGGCGGCUUGGCUGAGUGUGAACCCGGUCAGAGGAACCGUCAACACCUCGGCCUCUCUGGACCGGGAGUCUCCGUAUGUCCAGGCGAAUAAAUACACGGCUCUGUUCGUCGCCACAGACAACGGCAUCCCUCCGGCCACCGGGACGGGGACGCUCAUCAUCCAUCUGGAGGACUACAACGACAACGCCCCGUUCGUGGUGCCGUCCGUGGCGCAGGUGUGCGAGGACGCCGGCGACAUGAACGUAGCCGUGGUGGCAGGACGGGACAAAGACUUGGCGCCCAACGCGGCGCCGUUCAAGAUAGAACUGGGGAAACAACCGGGCCUGGACAAAACAUGGAGGGUCACCAGAAUCAACUCCACUCAUUCCCAGAUCAUGCUCCUGCAGAGUCUGAAGAAAGCCAACUACCAGCUGCCGCUGCUCAUCACGGACUCAGGGGUGCCCCCUUUGUCCAACAGCACAGAGGUCAAAGUUCAGGUGUGCAUCUGUACAAAGACCAAGAGAUACUGCAGCUCCGCCCACUCCCACCGCACUAGCCUUGUUGUGCUGCUGUCGACACUGCUGCUUGUCCGUCUCUGCCUGUAAGUCCUGCUGAAACCUCUCACUGUCCUUUUCGCACCACUGAGAAGCAACGACGAAUCUCCCCACGCGCCCGGGAUUAGGAGGAGGAGAAGAAGAAAUCUUCUCACCUCGAUGAAAUCCAACAAGCAAACCCAGAACUUUCUACCUGGGACGCCGCCUGUCAGCCAUCUUUGUUUUUAAAUCACUUCCUGUUUCCUGCUGGCCCUCUCCAUCUUCACCUCUCUGAUCUUGCGUUCCUACUCUUUAUUUUCCCUCUCUCUCCAUCCAUCACUGAUCAUUGAUUUCUGUCCCAACCUGCCCCCUCCCCCACCCGUUGCAGAGCUAGGAAUGUAGCGGUGUUAGCAUUGUUAGCAUCGCGCCACAUCCUGAAGGAACAUUAAUACUGAUGGAGAGAAAAAAGCAGAUCAACUCCUAAUGAAGCGGAAACCUCCUCUCCCCGUCGUCAUGGCUACCUCUUUUACCUGCCCCCCCCCCAUGAAGACUGCCUGGCUGUGUUAGCGUCUCCCAUCCGUCCGUUGACCUGCGUGCCGCCGCCGGCCCAGUGAACUCUGCGGGCAGCGGCGGUGUUAACGUGUUUCUUUAUCUUCUCGUCAGAACCUGUUUGAUCGUUUGAUCUUGUUUCCGUCUCGGAGGACUGAACGUCUUUCUUUGUCUGCAGUCUGUUGGUGGUUGUGGCUUUUUUUAGGACGAGGUUGUAGCCAUAAGCCUUCAAAAUAAGAGACUCUGGAGUCGUUUCCUCAGUUUGCUUCUGUUCUGAUCUCAUUAGUUAUCAUGGAGUGGAAAACAGUAAAUCUUCACAGUAAUGGUGUAAACCUGAAAAAAGUACUAUUAUAUAAAUAUUUUUAUUUUUUACCAUUGUAUAAAUAUACAGUAUUGAUUAACUUAUGUAGUUUCAGUCUGUUUUAAAAGAGGAAACCAUCUUUUCUGUGAAAUUAGAGGCUGUUGUUGUGUUCACUAUUUUACUGUAACAUCUUUGGUUUCAGAUUGUUUUCCUUUUUCAAGCGUGGUUCAUUUUGCACAAUCAGGAGUGAAGUUUGCUCGACUGCAGCCGUGUUUGGGUUCGGUUCGUUCUCCCGCCUCUCAUUUCCAGUCAGAAGAAGAAAAACAAAGACUCUGGUGGAUCGUUUUCCUUUUUGUCUUCGCGCUCAUCGGAGAAGCGUUCGUCUGCAGACCAACUUAAACAAAAAAAGGACAUCUUGAAUGAGUUCUGUCUGUCUUUUGCACUAAUUUAAUAAAGCCGUUACUGAAAGUUCC